AUGUCAAUUGUCUUACGAUGUUUAGAUCUUUCAACAACUCCAAUUGAAGUUAAGGAGUACUUUCUAGGAUUUUUAAUUGUAGAUAAUACAACCGGUAAAGGCUUAUAUGAUGCAAUAGUUGAUGAAAUUAAAAAUAUAGGACUAGAUAUAAAUGAUGUUAGGGGUCAAGGCUAUGACAAUGGAUCAAAUAUGAAAGGAAAACAUCAAGGUGUACAAAAAAGAUUAUUAGAUAUUAACCCUAGAGCAUUCUACACUCUGUGUGGUUGUCAUAGUUUAAAUUUAGUAAUUUGUGAUAUGGCUAAUUCGUAUGAUAAAGCUAGUGAAUUUUUUGGAGUUAUACAACGUAUAUAUUCGAUAUUUGAUUCAUCAACUCAAAGGUGGAAAAUAUUACAAGAUAAUAUAUCAAACCUAACACUUAAAUCAGUAUCGCAAACUCGUUGGGAAAAUAGGGUAGAAAGUGUAAAAGCAAUUAGAUUUCAAGCACCAAAAUUAAGAAAAGCACUUUUACAAUUAUCCAAAAGUUGUGGAGAUCCAAAAAUUAAAAGUGAAGCUAAAUGUUUAGCUACAUAUGAACUUGAAAACUAUCAAUUUUUAUUAGGAAUGAUUAUUUGGUAUGGUGUUUUGUUUGGUGUUAACACUGUUAGUAAAAGCUUGCAAACAAAUGAUAUGUGUAUCGAUAAUGCUAUAGAUCAACUAAAUGGACUUGUGUGUUUCUUGGAAGAAUAUAGAGAAAACGGAUUUGAAAAGGCUUUAGAUUAUGCAAAAGAAUUGGCUUUAGAAAUGAACGUAAAACCUGAAUUUCAUGAAAAACGUAUUAUUCAAAGAAUUAGACGAUAUGAUGAAAAUGUUGCUAAUGAAACUAUUAAAACUCAUGUUCAGUUAUUUAAAACUGAUUACUUUUUAUAUGUAGUAGAUAAAGUCAUUACUUCACUUAAAAAUGGGAGACUCAAUCUGCGAGAUGACCAUGAAUUUUGCAAAGCCGGAGAAGUUAGAAGGCGUCGAUUUCAGGCGUUGGAAGAAGAAGAUGCACUUCAUGAUGACUACUCUGAAGGCAACAUACGUGCUGACUACUCCAAGACCACCGUAGAUGCUCUAUUAGAUAUCCAUAGUGAAGCCUUGUAUGCUAAGGAUUUAUGGGACACGCUUGAAUUGAAAUACAUCACUGAGGACGCUUCUAGCAAGAAUUUCCUGAAAGAAUUCAAACAUAACUUAAAACAUCAAAAGGAGGAACUGUCUUUGGUUCAACUUGCUAUUCAUAUUCGUAUUGAAGAAUCUCCUCGUGCGAAGGAAAAUGAAAAAUCUGAUAAACGCAAAAGGAAAGUUAAAUUUGGACAACCCUCGGUUUACAUGCUUGAAAACAAACCAAGAAAUCAGAACCACAAAGGACAUGGCAAACGUAAGCUGGAACAUGUCCCAAGCCACUUUAACAAAAAGAAAAAGGAUUUGGUUUGUUAG
Molecule: messenger RNA, 1455 nt
Organism: Lactuca sativa (garden lettuce)
Lineage: Eukaryota; Viridiplantae; Streptophyta; Magnoliopsida; Asterales; Asteraceae
Source: RefSeq, a predicted model, not a curated record